Molecule: messenger RNA, 3876 nt
Organism: Polyodon spathula (Mississippi paddlefish)
Lineage: Eukaryota; Metazoa; Chordata; Actinopteri; Acipenseriformes; Polyodontidae
Product: ras-related protein Rab-8B-like
Exons: 8
Coding region: 1-522 (173 amino acids)
Biological process (GO): protein localization to plasma membrane; protein secretion; Golgi vesicle fusion to target membrane
Cellular component (GO): plasma membrane; synaptic vesicle; trans-Golgi network transport vesicle
Molecular function (GO): GTP binding; GTPase activity
Source: RefSeq, a predicted model, not a curated record
AUGCCUGCCCCAGACUAUCUUGGAAUUGAUUUUAAAAUCAGGACGAUAGAAUUAGAUGGAAAGAAAAUUAAGCUUCAGAUCUGGGACACAGCAGGACAAGAGAGGUUCAGAACAAUUACAACAGCAUACUACAGAGGAGCCAUGGGCAUCAUGCUGGUUUAUGACAUCACAAAUGAGAAGUCUUUUGAGAACAUAAAGAACUGGAUAAGGAAUAUUGAAGAGCACGCAUCUUCAGAUGUCGAGAGGAUGAUCCUGGGUAACAAGUGCGACAUGAACGACAAAAGACAAGUGUCAAAAGAAAGAGGAGAAAAGCUAGCAAUAGAUUACGGGAUUAAAUUCUUGGAAACGAGCGCCAAAUCAAGCAUAAACGUGGAAGAGGGAUUCUACACACUCGGAAGAGACAUCAUGACAAGACUUAACAGAAAAAUGAAUGACAACAGCGCAUCAGGUGGAGGAGGUCCUGUGAAAAUAACAGAGAGCCGAUCAAAGAAGAGCAGCAUCUUCCGAUGUACUUUACUCUGAUGAACUUCUUACAAUAGACUAGAACAACCUUUACUGAUUCUUUGAAAGCACAAUAUUGCUCGGCCUAAGAAUGAAAUUCCAUUGGCUGCUGCUGAGAGCCAUGUAUUCUGCAGACUACAGCAACUAAAAUCUCAUAUUAAUAUUGCAAGAAACAAUAACAGGUUCAAAAUCCCACUGAACACUUAGUAUCAUAAACCAUGGGAAUCUACAAUAAGAAGUGGAGGCUCGUUCUUGGAAAUGUCUUUUUUUGUUUUUGUAUUACAACUUUCUUUUUGUAACCAGGAUUGUAUGUCUGUUUUAGAACAACGGCUUCUGUAGUUUUAACUUUGAACAUUGGUUGCGAGUCUCGUGGAAGAAGUUUGCGCCCUGUUUCAGCGUAAUUUGAUGCUGUAUCUGUGUCCCUGUAUGUUCCUGUCUGCAUUUUCCUUUCUGUGAAAGAUGUUCCGUGUUUUCCUAAACAUAUGUGUUCUAGUGUAUUUAUGAAACAAAAUGUGUCUUAAACCAAGACGCUCACCAUGAAGGAAAACUGUGGCGAGAAAACACCUUUUAAGGACAUGGCUUUGGAGCUGAUCACAAUAGCAAGCCAAUAAACAACAUGAAGAGAGCCACAGUUUGGUAAUGAAGGUAUAGCACAGGAGUGCAAGAGAGUAUUUGAUGUUCACAGUAAGAAGUCCACUGAGCCAUGUAAUUCUCAACUUUAAGUAAACUCCAAACUCUUGGCAUCCAUAUCAAUCCCUUGUACUGAAGCUGACUGAGCCUGUGAACUACAGCUUUGUAGACAGCAGUUGCAAAAAUAACAACAUCUAAGAUCUACUUUUUUCUUUUUUUUUACCUGGCUAUUUAAUAGAUGUUGCAUUGCCCAGUGGCCCACAUUACUAUAUUUUGUACUGCUCAAUGUGUAACAUUUGGGCAAACAGGGUAUUGCAUCCUAAUUUAAUAACCAAUGGGGGUAAUACUUUAAAACUGACUUGAAGUCUUGGGUAUGUUCUUUCUAAUAUGCCCAAAGCCAAUUGCACACCAUUUGUACUUGUUUUAAUUGAAGGUUGGUUUUAGGGCAGGUAGCUGUGCUUAGUUCAGUUGUAAUAAAACAUUAAGAAAAGCAGGCAACAAUGAAGGCUGUUCUUGUGGAUUAAUUCAGUUUCACAUUUAUUUUAAAAAGUGAUUUAAUCCAUACAGGACUGAGCUACAGAGUGAGCUGUAAGAAUGUAAUGCAUUUUUUGAGAUAGUAAAAGUUUUUGAAAGUUUAAAAUACACAGGGUUUAUAUAGACUAGAUACGUGUUCAUAGAAUACUGUAGUUAUUCUAUGAGUGAGUGCAUCCUCAUGAGUGAAAUAACUGUAGCACUCUAUGCACAUUCGUGGGGUAUUCUUUAUAUGUAGUGCAAUGUGGAAAAAUAAAAUAUGCCCUUAUUUUAAACCGCUGAAUGCAGAGAAAUACUUUCCUUAGAUUUAAGCUCUCAAUCUUCAAGUUGGUGAGUUUGCCCAAGUGAGUCAUUCACUACUGUUGUUACUGACACAUGCAGUUGGCAGUAUAAUCAUGGGAACUGUCAUAUUGCAAUGUUAUGUUUAGAUUCAUCUAUAUUUGUGGAGGCGAGAUUCCCAAGGUGCCACAGCACAUGUCUGGUCACAUAAACCCAGGAAUUGGUUCAAAUGAUUGUUACUGCAAUAGCACAAGAAAGGAGCAUCUUGGUGAAUGGUGGUACACCCUAGCACCAGAACUCUUUAGUGAAACGUUACCGUUCAAGGGCAUUUUUCUUCCCUGCUUUGUAAAUCUGUCUGCUCAGUUCUGUUACAACUUGCAUGCAGUCAGAUUAAAUUGAGUGUUGAAUGUAAAGCAGUGUUGUUGAAGGGUAUUUUUGUCGCUCAACCAAGGCGUCAAUAUUGCCACGUCAUUUUUUUAAGCCUUUUUUUUUUGUUUGUUUUGUUUUAUGUUCGUUAAUUAUUGGGUUUCUUUCUUUCUUUAAAUUAAGAAUUUUAGUACUUCGUUGUCCAAGUACACUUUUUAUGUUAUUUCAAUGUCUUUUUUUUUUUGUUAAGCUGAUCACUGGAAAUUGCCUUGCUUUUAGAACCUGUUCUUAUGUUGUUAGUGUCUAGUUGAGCAGAGAUUUGUACACGUGCUUCUUGAAGCAGCAGCAAGAUGGAGCAUCUAUACAUUAAUGCUAAUUUCUUACAAUUAAUUAUGCUAGAUUGUGUAUAUAUUUUAAGUGCGACCAUAGGAAAACCACUUUAAUGCAUGCUUAAAAUUCUUGUAGCUAUGGCAUUGCUGAAUAAUAAUGCGUUAUUGAUAAUUGUAUCAUACUUUUUUUUAAAUAAAUAUAUGCGAGUUAUGCACAGCAGGGGAUAUGUUUUAUUCGCCUAUGUGCAUUUUUUUUUAAAGAAUUUAAAUUUAAUACAACUAUUGUGUAUUGUUUACAGAGAAAAAAGAAACAUUUGCAGCAGUAUUAAUUGUCUCAUUGGCUGCACUUUAUUUCUCAAGUGUUUUCUUGAGUAAAAGGUGCGUCUUUGAAUACAAGUGAACGUGAAACACAGAAAAGGACAGAGAAGGUGUCAGCUGUUGUGUAGACUGUAGGAACCAAUGAAACAGUACCUUGUUUUUGUCACGUGAGUAUAUGACUUAUCAGUUCUCUUAACUUUAUGAUUAUAUUUGUGUUUUAUUUCAAGGGUGUGGGAGAAUAUCCUUGACGGUGUUCAAUUGCAAUGACACCUUGUAAAAUAUCAGUGUCGUCUUUAAACUUCACAACAAUUGCUGAGAUCUGAUUUGCUUGUAGAACCUUGAGCCCCUUCCUAGAUGAAUCACACAGGCCUACUCCAGUUUUACUGCAUUAUCAAAUCAGGCCUUCUGUCGUACAACCCAGUGGAAAUGAUGGGUCAUGUUAACUGUAGUGGGACAAUAUUCUGCCAGUAGUGAACAUUUACCACAUGUAAAGGAUUUGAUUUAUGGAAUCUGUGAGCUUGAGAACAUUUAGUUAUAUUUUGCAUAGACCAUUGAUAAGAUUGUAGCUGUGUGUUCCAAUGGCCUUACCAUUAAAUGCUAGUAUAAUUACAGUUUUACUUGGGACCAGGUUACAUUUAAUGUAACAACAAAAGCACUCCACUAGAGGACUUAUUGCCUCCAAAGAGAUCUGUUUCAACCUUUUUCUUUAAAGCGCAUUUAUUAGCAGCUUGUUAUCAUGACGUUCCAGAAAGCUCCAGAAAAUAAAUAGAAUUAAAGACCUGCCAAGUGUUUAACACAUAAACCUGUUCAUAAUGUGUACUGAUAUUGCGUAAGAAAAAAAAAAAAAUUGGUUUUGUUAAGUGUGGAUUUUUUUUUUCUCCAAUAAUGUGCAUCUCAAGUAAAGAUUGUGUUAUGAAAUGUA